This is a messenger RNA of Mus pahari (shrew mouse), 3438 nucleotides long. It is a transcript of the gene Gpr88, whose product is annotated as G protein-coupled receptor 88. Gene Ontology annotation, cellular component: membrane. Gene Ontology annotation, molecular function: G protein-coupled receptor activity. NCBI's taxonomy places the organism in Eukaryota, Metazoa, Chordata, Mammalia, Rodentia, Muridae. The record is from RefSeq and is a predicted model, not a curated record. Bases 444 to 1598 code for a protein of 384 amino acids. The transcript has 2 exons. Gene Ontology annotation, biological process: G protein-coupled receptor signaling pathway.
UGGGUUUGCCACAUCAGCCAGCACUCUUGCUUGGAGCACAGGGUGCGCUCCUCUCCAGCUCAGUUUCUUCUGCUCUUGCAGCCAGGCAUCCUCGCUGCUGCUGCUUGCCUGUCCACCCUCCUGGGCUUGCAGCCUAUCGUUUGACUUUCUCCAGUUCUACUGCCAGCUGAGGAGACUCCCCACAGCUGCUGGCUCCUGCCUGGGACCAUGUGUACGGAUGCUGCACGGGAGAAGCAAGGCACUUGCUCCUGGCACGGGUCCCAGCUCAGUUUCUCCUGUUGACUUCUGGACCACAGAUGCUGCUGCCGAGGAGGUAUUUCCUGGCAUCUCUCCCUCUGCUAUCACCAGCUAAGGACUGGCCCCAAAUCAAGCAGGCAAGUGUCAGGAUGGGCCACGCUACACGAAGCCAACGCUAGGGCGCGAGGUGUGAAGAGUUGGCCAGAAUGACCAACUCCUCCUCCACUUCGACCUCCACCACUACCGGGGGAUCGCUGCUGCUGCUCUGCGAGGAAGAAGAAUCGUGGGCGGGCCGGCGGAUCCCAGUGUCUCUCCUGUACUCGGGCCUGGCCAUCGGGGGCACGCUGGCCAACGGUAUGGUCAUCUAUCUCGUGUCAUCCUUCCGAAAGCUGCAGACCACUAGCAACGCCUUCAUCGUGAAUGGCUGCGCCGCGGAUCUCAGCGUCUGCGCCCUUUGGAUGCCACAGGAGGCGGUGCUGGGGCUCCUGCCCGCCGGCUCCUCGGAGCCCCCGGGACACUGGGACGGUGGCGGAGGCAGCUACCGCCUGCUUCGGGGCGGGUUGUUGGGCCUCGGGCUCACCGUGUCCCUUCUGUCCCAUUGCCUCGUGGCGCUGAACCGCUACCUGCUCAUCACCAGGGCGCCUGCCACCUACCAGGUGCUCUACCAACGGCGCCACACGGUGGGCAUGCUGGCACUAUCCUGGGCGCUCGCCUUGGGUCUGGUGCUGCUGCUCCCGCCCUGGGCUCCCAAGCCCGGAGCGGAGCCCCCGCAAGUCCACUACCCCGCGCUCCUGGCGGCGGGAGCGCUGCUGGCGCAGACGGCGCUGCUGCUGCACUGCUACCUGGGCAUCGUGCGCCGCGUGCGCGUCAGCGUCAAGCGGGUCAGCGUGCUCAACUUCCACCUGCUGCACCAGCUACCCGGCUGUGCCGCCGCCGCCGCCGCCUUCCCCGCCGCCCCGCACGCGCCGGGUCCCGGAGGCGCCGCGCAUCCCUCGCAGCCCCAACCCUUGCCGGCCGCUCUGCAGCCUCGCCGGGCGCAGCGGCGUCUCAGCGGCUUGUCGGUGCUGCUGCUCUGCUGCGUCUUCCUGCUGGCCACACAGCCGCUGGUGUGGGUGAGCCUGGCCAGUGGCUUCUCCCUCCCGGUGCCCUGGGGCGUGCAGGCGGCCAGCUGGCUCCUGUGCUGCGCCCUGUCCGCACUCAACCCACUGCUCUACACGUGGAGGAACGAGGAGUUCCGCAGAUCCGUGCGUUCAGUCCUGCCUGGCGUCGGGGACGCGGCUGCGGCCGCCGCUGCCGCUACCGCGGUACCAGCCAUGUCCCAGGCGCAACUGGGUACCCGGGCGGCUGGCCAGCACUGGUAACACACCUUGCUUAGAGAGGCUUCCUAAGCCACCUGCCGCACCGCCUCCUUCUUUUGUAAGCUAUCCCCAGCCCCAGGGAAGAUCCCAGUGGAGAACAUUUUGCCUCCCUUCCCAGUGCAAUACCUGAACCAAGGUCUUCCCCUAAAGGGAGUCCCAAUUGUGCGUGGCCAUUUGACGUUUACCCUUUUGUUUCUGUGUUUUAAAGACACCCGUAGGUCCUUCCAGACACCCAGACUGCAAGGACUUGUAAACUGGCAUUUUAAGAGAACCAGUUAAUUUAUUUCAAGUUUGCUUUUGAAAAAGAGCUUUCAUAUCAUAAUAUACAACCCUUCCAACCUCUACCGUCUUAUAUACGAAGCGCCUUGAGUGUGUGUGUGUGUGCAUGAGCCGAAGGGAAUACCGUUGAGGAAGAGACUGUGUGUAGAUAAUAUCCUAACCACACUUCCUUCUGUUAGAGUUUAGUCUUUGUAUAUUGACCUCGAAGAAUGAAAGCACAGGUGUGUAGACCGUCGUGAGUUGCCACUAAGACCUCAGGCCCUUUAUUCUUAAAAGGGCUUUUUUAUUGAGUCAUUUUUGCAAUGAGAUUGACCCUCAGCCAGUGAGGAAACAAACCAAAUUUAUUAUUUUACUCUCCUCUCUAUUCAUUUCUAAGGUGGAAAGCUACCGUCGAGUGUUAAAGUGAAAAAACGUCAAGUUUUGGAUUGGUCUGAAACCAGAAAUGGAAUUUUGAAAGCAAAAAAAAAAGGGGGGGGCUAUCUAUUUUGGGUAGCACUUUCACAUACUCUGAAGCAUGCACACUUCUUGCUACCCACAUUUGUAACCGAUUUAUUUGCCUCUGAGUGUGAUUGCAGCUUUGAACAUUCUGUACUAUAAUGGUUGCUAAGGAGAAUGACUCCUGUAGUCUCUUUAAAAUAUCUCAAUGCACAUGACAUAAUUAAACACUAAUACCAUAAUUGCAUAGCUAAUGUUAGCUGCCAUUGCAUGCUCCUAGAUGCUAGAACUUACUGGGCAUGUGGUACACAAAGCAAUACCCAUUAGACAUGGACAUUUUAUUUCUUCCAGACACCAGAAGAAAAAGUCUUUUAAUCAUUUGAAAAGAGAUGGAGAUGACCCUGUGGCUCCCUGGAGCUCUUGUCUUGACCUAGUUUAUGACAAAACUCCCAUUUGGGGACUUGAUCUCCCAAAUGAAACCAAUGGUCAGGGUGAUAAAAUAACAGAUUGGCUCCACCAAGUUACUGUGCAUUUUAAGGGUUAAACAAGCCACACAUUAGGAAGUAACACUGUUUUAUGUUGUUCAUAUAUAUUACAAAAACAUUUACUAUUAGUAUCAUGUCUGUUGAAGACGGAAUCGGACAGACAGUUAUGCAGAAAGGGAGUGUUUUGAAUGGGACUCUGUUCUCCAAUGUAUCAAUUGAGGUUUGCCGUCUUCGACUUCCUAAAUGUAUUUAGAUGCAGUUACAAUGUACAAAAAACACACUUCAUUUUGUAAAAUUAAACAGGGAAGAAAGUAACAAGAGGCCUAGACGUGUCUGUUAUCCACAUAAAAUCUGGGGCCAAAUAGCCUCAAUAAACUGUGUAAUACAGGAGCAAAGACAGCUUGCUUUGUUGCACUCUUGGAUCAAGAAUGGUAAGAACAUUUGUACAUUUGAAAAAUUAUGGGAGACAUGGGAAACAGAUAUUUUAUAGUAAGACAAAAUAAAAUAAAUAUGUUUGUCACUAACAAUACAUUGGUAGUCAUGUCAUUAACCAACUCUGUGCAUGUGCCAUUUUUCUCUUAUGAAGAUUUCUUCUGUUUCCAGUUUCCUGGAUUCAGAUAUUUAAUUAAAGUUUAGAUAAUGCU